AUGUCCUUGGAGGGGCCGGGCCUCCACGACCGCCAAUUCGGGUUCAGGCCCGGACACUCGACGCUGGAUGCGAUCCAGUGCGUCCAGGACUUGGCCCGGGCGGUCGUGGAGAGGGGGGGUACGGCCUUGGCGGCCCACUUCGAGAGCAAAGACCUCGCCUUCACCAAGGAAGGCGGGGUUCAAGGCCGGCGCGUUAUGGAGAGCGGUGUUCCACAGGGAUCCGUUCUGGGGCCCCUACUGUGGAACAUCGCCUUCGACCGGUCGCGGGGCGCCGCCGCCGACCCGGGUCCUGGUGGAUGGAGUCCACGUCCAGGUCGCGCCCACGAUGAAAUAUCUGGGCCUGACGCUGGACAGCCAGUGGGACUUCCGGGUCCAUUUAGGAAUCUGGCCCCACGGGUGCGCGGGGCAGGGCUCAAAGUGACUAGCCUGAUGCGCGCUCAGGGGGGCCCAGGAUGGAGAGCCUGCCGCCUUUACAUCGGUGUGGUGCUCUCGAUGGCCCUGUACGGGGUGCGCAUCUGGGCGCCCCAGUUGGCGGCCAACGACCGCAACAAGUAUCUGAUGCGCCAGGCGCUGCGGCCGGUGGUCAUACGGGCCAUUCGGGGGUACCGCACCGUGUCCCAUAUGGCGGCCUGA
Molecule: messenger RNA, 633 nt
Organism: Harpegnathos saltator (Jerdon's jumping ant)
Lineage: Eukaryota; Metazoa; Arthropoda; Insecta; Hymenoptera; Formicidae
Exons: 3
Coding region: 1-633 (210 amino acids)
Source: RefSeq, a predicted model, not a curated record